CCCAUCAUCCAACGGACUGCUUUCUUUCUUAUCUCAAGAGCAGGCUGCCAUUCUACAGCGAACCCUCGAAGUCUCUCUCGUACACCGAACACGCAUCGAAUACACGGCUAUUUGCAGCCUGCUCGGCGCAGAAACGUAUCAAGUCGCAGGACACGAGCGAAAUUGAUCCGAACAAUUGACCGACCGCGAGGGUGAAGCUGGAAGAUCAAGGCGCAGAGACGACGGCACCGAGGCGAAACGCAAACGACGGGCUCUGUGAGGUUUUGGAAAGGUUAUCCACGACGAUCACUCCGGUAGCAGCAGCCCCAGUACCGUCAGUCGACACGUUGGGCUGCGCCUGCGAUUCGAGAAGCCGACGACGACUGGGAUAUCUGGUCGCUUUUAAUUCGGCAACAUCGUUAUAGACGCUCUAAAAGACACUUCAGAUUGCACGAAGAAGACCUCCUUCGAUAUCCCUAUUUUCUCUUCGAUAAGUUGGUGGAUUGGAUCCCGUCAGCAAGAUCAUUUUGCGAGACCUUGAAAGCUCCUAGAACGCUUAAAAGAGACCAACUGGUUCACACCUGCUAUUCUCUGCAUAGGGCAGCUACGUUGAAAGUUUGACAGCAUCACUUUCGUCUUACGGCAGAUCUACACAAGCUGUCAAUACUGCCAAGAGGGGGCACGAGAGACUGGGGAAAACUUGUCGAAAAGACUGUCAUCGUCUCGUCAAACCUCGACAGUCUCUUAAACCGCUACCUGCCCUUCCACGUGUUGCGGCUGUAUCAUUAUAUCCGCAUCUUUGCCCUGCCCCCAUCGCGGAAUCACCAAUCCACACAUUCCGACGUCUCACGCCGCCCACCAUGUCUCUUCUUGAGAAGCAGAAGGCAGCCUUCAGCAGCUCAUUGGCCUCCGCCGCGAGCAAGCUGACGUCCAAGAACCCAUCUCUCGCACCGCCGUCGCCAUCCCCGUCCGUCGGCAGUACCGCCUCCAAAAAUGAGACAACAGCAUCGGGCAAGCGUAAGCGCGACCCCAACGCCAUUGUCUACUCGCAACCGCAGAACACUAGUUUUGGCCAGGAGGUCUUCACUCAGAUGCAGUAUGCGCUUGAGUGGCUGAAGGGCAAGGACGAGUCCAAGACCGCCACCGAGAUCUUUGAUCACCUGGGGCAGACCCGCAGCACCGACAAGCACAAGCAACAGCUAGUCGAAGCCAUGCGCCGCCAUCCUCGCAUCCAGUGGACGCCCGACCCCAAACUAUCGGAGCAGACGUGGAGGACGGGCACGUACAUCCACCGCCCCAUCAUCCCCGGCGUCCGCGACAAGAUCUCGCUACUGCGCCACCUGCAGAGCAAGAAGGACGCCGAAGGCACCUCGGUCAAGGAUCUUAAGGACGGCUGGCCCGAUUGCGACCAGUCGCUGAUGGAGCUCGAGCGAGAGCACAAGAUUCUCAUUGUCAAAACCAAAAAGGAACAGCACCCCCGCGCGAUUUGGCUCGACGACGCCUCGCUCCAUCACUACGUCGACGACGAGUUCAAGCGCAUGUGGAACGCUGUCGAGGUGCCGACUACCGACGACAUUGUCAAGAAACUCGUCUCAGUUGGCCAGAAGCCUGCCAGCGCCGACCCCAGCACCAUCAAGAAGAUCGACUCCAAGAAGCAGCAGAAGAAGCGCGCGGUGCGUCGCACAGGCAAGACGACGAACACCCACAUGGAGCAUCUCCUUAAGGACUACAGCCACAUGGUCAAGCGAUGAGCGAGGCGGCCCUCUUUCUCUUGUUUCAAUUUUUUCACAGUGAGGCUAUGCAUUUGGAAGGCGUUCACGGAACUGGGGAGGCUUCUUUGGCGAAACUGACAGGUUGUCUCUUUCGCUUUUCCUCCAGU
Messenger RNA from Colletotrichum destructivum, 1858 nucleotides. Its product is annotated as Putative transcription factor TFIIE beta subunit, DNA-binding domain, TFA2, Winged helix domain 2. Bases 840 to 1730 code for a protein of 296 amino acids. NCBI's taxonomy places the organism in Eukaryota, Fungi, Ascomycota, Sordariomycetes, Glomerellales, Glomerellaceae. Gene Ontology annotation, molecular function: TFIIH-class transcription factor complex binding. The record is from RefSeq and is a predicted model, not a curated record. Gene Ontology annotation, biological process: transcription initiation at RNA polymerase II promoter. The transcript has a single exon. Gene Ontology annotation, cellular component: transcription factor TFIIE complex.